Molecule: messenger RNA, 771 nt
Organism: Trametes versicolor FP-101664 SS1
Lineage: Eukaryota; Fungi; Basidiomycota; Agaricomycetes; Polyporales; Polyporaceae
Exons: 2
Coding region: 1-771 (256 amino acids)
Molecular function (GO): mRNA binding; RNA 7-methylguanosine cap binding
Source: RefSeq, a predicted model, not a curated record
AUGGCAGCUUCACUCUCUCAGCUCUCUGCAUGCGUCACUCGCAUCCUCUCCCUCACUGGCUUCCCCAAGGAGCUCAAGACAAGGGAUAUCCAGGCCGCGUUCUCCGAAUGGGACAGCGUGAACGGUGGCUUCAAGAUCAAGUGGAUUAACGAUACCAGUCUCCUGAUUGUCUUUAAUGAUGCUACCGUCGCUAAGCGGGCAUACCUCCAUGCCCUCGCCUUCCCUCCUUCGAUCUUCACGUCUGCGAGCACCCAAACGAGUGCUACCAUCAAACCAUACGACGGACCGGAUGCUCAGGACAUCAUCACGUCCGUCAACUCGCGUACGCACAACAACUCGGGACGCGGCCACAACGUACGCGGCUCCGUCUCCCACAACCGCGGUGCCUCCGUCAGCCACUACAACCGCAACCAGAACGCGUCCGGCGGGAGCAUCCAGACCAACGGCAGCGCCAUCGACCAGGCGGCCACCCGCGACCGCGAGCCGUCCCCCACGCUCCCCAACCUCCCCUCCCACCCCACUCUGAACGCGCUCAUCUCCUCGUCACUCGGCGGCGACGUGUCGCCUAUCGAUCCGACCGCGUCUGAUCCUGCCGUCCUUGCUGCGAUGCCUGAGCACGGCGCUCCACGCAUCGGCGACCCGGGCAAGCGGAUGCUCGGCGCUGCGCUCGGCGUGCGGCACCCUGGGCUGGGUCCCCGGGUCAUCGGCGGCGCUGGAAACUCGGUCGAGCAGGUGCAGCGGGCGAUGAGCGGGCUCGUGGUGAGCGAGUAG